GUAACGGGACCAUCAGCAGCCCGAGAAGUGAGGACGGUUAUGUUUACAGACGGGCAGCUUUAUCCACGUUCAGUUCCAGUAACUGCAACUAACAGACUUAAAGCAGUUUAGAGGUCGAGACAUUUCCCCAGAUGCCAGGUCGUGUGCAAAAGAGGUUUGCUGUGGAUUUAAAUCAUAAUCUUAGCCUGUCAGUGUCUCUCUUAGUGUGUAAUAUUAGCCACAGACAGUUAGUUAAAGCUAGUGUUUACAUUGCUGGCUAAUCCGGUAGUUAGCAGCAGCAGACAUUGAGCGGCUUUUAUAGCUGUUUAGAAGUCGUGUUUUUCGCACCGUCGACGUGUUGUCAGUGAAAAUUGCUCGUAGCGGUAGUUGGUAGCUGCAUAUGUUAAUUUGUUAAGUGGUACCAUUAACUUUGGCUGCUGUUAAAAACUUGUUUGGCCUGCCUGCCGUUGGAUACUGUGGUGUUUUAUUAUACCAAGUAUGGGGAUGUGCCUGCCCUGUCUGGGUGGAGCAGCAGACGACGUUGUUGUAACGCCGGACCCUGAAACCAGAAGGCGACAGUUGGCAGAAGCUGCUGAGAAAAGACAGAAAGAGAGCACAUACAGAGGCAUUAAGAACCCAGAAGCAGUCGAAAGGAAAAAGAAGAAACAAGAGGAGAUGGAAAAACAGGCAAUGAGCACGUCACCCUCAGGAGGCGGGGGGCUUAAGUGGCAGGUUGGCUAACACAAGAAGAAGAGAAGACAACUAGUAUACAUCAACUUUAUGGAUCAGCCUGCGUGAGCAGCAAAUCCAUCAAAAUAGGAAGGAUUUUUUUGUUUUUGUUUUUUUCAAUAAUUUCUUAAAAUGCAAGCUAGUCAGGGGAGUGUAGCAUCUAGACUUUUUUGCCAAGCUUACAUGUCCCUUUAUGCCUCCUGGUUGGCCAGAGCUGUUUGCAGGACACGCCUUCUUUAACAUGCCAAGAUGUGCUAGCCAAUGAAAUAUCAGAGAGGGCAGUAAUGUGUGGCUUUUAAUACACAUAUUUAUGUAUCACUACUGAGAGACACGGCAUUCAGUCACUAAAACUCUAUGGUUCCACAGUUCUAAAGCUCAUGCACCACAGUGCUUUAUUUACAUAUAGAAUGUUCUCAUGCUUGUCUUACAAUGUGUCUGUUUAUUUUUUUUUAAAGCAGUGUUUCCAGUUGAAUGUAACUGUAAAAUACAUUUAUAUGAUCUCACAAAAUCACAUUUUGUAAUGAAUUCAUGACAUUUUAAUGCGUGUUUGACAUUCAGAUUGUUUAGGUUUAUUCUGCAGUGGUUUAGUUGAAGCAUGACAGUGCAAUAUAAAUUAUUUGUGGUAUCUGUUUUUUACAGCAUGUUCAAGUGUGAUGAUUUUUGAUUCAAGAGAGAAUUUAGCAGUCUAAAUAUAGAGGAUACUAAUGAUUUGAAUUGGUCAGUUUGAUAAUGAGUAUAAGCACUAUGUAAAUGUAAAAAUGAGUUUUAUUGCUUUUUUGUGAUGGUGUUAAAUGAAGUUCACUGAGUGGUUAUUCACAUAUACUCUAAAGGUUUUUGUCAAAUGUAGGACAGAGGGUCAGCAUUUUUUGACCCUUCAGCCAUGUCUCAGUCUCUGUUCACCUCAGUGUGGGAGAAGAAGACGGUGCUGUUCUAUCAGUACAGAACUGUGUUCUUCACAAGAAAGCUUUGAAGUGUGUUCAGCAAACUAAGGCUUGUUUUCUUUCUUCAGAAGCCCAAAAUUGUCCUGCCAUUUUCAAUGCUUAGACAGGCUCUGUAGGAGAUGAAGAUGCUGUGCCACUUUAAUGGGUCUGAAUAAAUUCCUAAUCUUAUUUUA
This is a messenger RNA of Colossoma macropomum (tambaqui), 1822 nucleotides long. RefSeq names its product small VCP interacting protein. Gene Ontology annotation, cellular component: endoplasmic reticulum membrane. Bases 478 to 720 code for a protein of 80 amino acids. Lineage: Eukaryota; Metazoa; Chordata; Actinopteri; Characiformes; Serrasalmidae. Gene Ontology annotation, biological process: negative regulation of retrograde protein transport, ER to cytosol; positive regulation of autophagy; negative regulation of VCP-NPL4-UFD1 AAA ATPase complex assembly. The transcript has 4 exons. The record is from RefSeq and is a predicted model, not a curated record.